AUGGUAAAUUUGGAAGCACAGGAACUUGUUGAAGAAUUAGAAGAAUUACCUUAUGAAGAAGAUGAUGAUUUUUCAAAUGAAAGUUUAAUGGAAGAAGAUAGGGAUACUGUCAUGAGACUAAAUGAAGAAAAUACUAAUUGGGAGAUAAUGAAGACAUCAUUAGGUUCAGAAAAAAAACGAAAGAGAGAACCAAAUAUGUUCAUCUCUUAUCGUAAAGAAAUGAUGGAAAGGAAACCACCUAAUAUGUCAAUGACUAAAUAUAGCAAACUAGUCUCAUAUUGGUGGCGUAAAAUCCCAGAAAAUGAAAAGGCUGAGAGGAAGAGACAAUAUCAAAUAAAUCGAGAUCAAAAAGCAACGAUAAAUGGACAAUAA
Funneliformis mosseae is the source of this 372-nucleotide messenger RNA. The record is from the annotation of a GenBank genome assembly. NCBI's taxonomy places the organism in Eukaryota, Fungi, Glomeromycota, Glomeromycetes, Glomerales, Glomeraceae.